Molecule: messenger RNA, 8028 nt
Organism: Megachile rotundata (alfalfa leafcutting bee)
Lineage: Eukaryota; Metazoa; Arthropoda; Insecta; Hymenoptera; Megachilidae
Gene: Axud1
Product: AXIN1 up-regulated 1
Biological process (GO): regulation of transcription by RNA polymerase II
Cellular component (GO): nucleus
Molecular function (GO): DNA-binding transcription factor activity, RNA polymerase II-specific; sequence-specific DNA binding
Source: RefSeq, a predicted model, not a curated record
AUUUCGAAGUUAGCCCUUCUGGGAUGUGUAAUAGUUGCGUCACUGAAAUAUGGUUUCUUAAACUUUCUUCUGAAAAAGUAUCGUUUGAAAAUUAGAAAAUUAGAUUCUUCAGCUAUAAGUUUGAGCCACUUAAUAUCCCAGUAUGUCUAGUAAAAACUAUGUCUAAAAGUACGUCUACAAAAACGUAAGCGAGAUUUGUUGAUGAAAGUAUUAGAAGUAAAUAUUCGAGAGCGUACUUCUCUGAUAAACUGUUACGAGUUCGAUAAACGAUGAGUCAAUAUUAACUAUGUACUUACUAUUAACUACGGUUAAACGCUCCUAAGAUGAAAGUUUAUGAAAGUAUUAAUUAAGAAAGUAAUUACUUCAACGAUCUACGAUAACGAGCAAUAAGCGACAACAUAUUUCUGUCUCUGGUGACCGGAAUUUUUCAUUUUUUUCCCACCCCCGUGCGCCAGAGAGAGAAACGAUGUAAAAGGGUGAGGAAUACAAUUUCCGAAUCCCGUCCUGCAACGCGAUAGUCAAUAUAGCAUGUGAUACAUGUCGAGAUAUUAUAUAUUAUUAUAUUCUAGUCAUACACGCGUACAGAUCAUAAAUAUUCAUAUACAUAUAGAUAUAUAUAUAUUUAAUAAUUCGAAUUGAGCCAUCGAUUGUAAUAACUUAUUUAUAUACAUAGUACGUUUAUUAAGAGUUUAUUACAAUGUGCCAAGUCCAGUGCCCACGCGCGGAUAUAGUUCUCGGCACGGUAUAGCGAGGCCGUAAAUUGAACGUCCGAUUUCAUGUAUUUUGCUGUCUGGAAGAUUUUACGACCUUGCUAUAUCGAUAGAAUCUGAAUCCGCAUGCGACGUGCAUUUUUCGUGGGUACUUGAGCCGAUCCUUUUUCUGUAACGAAGGACGAGGUUUAAUAUAACGAAAACCUUGUCCUUUGAUCACGAUGGAACGUUUAAUAACGAGCAAUAACGACUAUUAUUCCUAAUGACGUCGAUCGUUAAAGAAUAAAGUGUGCAGAUGGUUUGUUGUAAAGCGUAGAUAUCACUGUUUAGUGCUCGAAUAUUCUAGAUACAGUAGCCUCUCGUUAUAUCGCCACCAAAUUUCAGAAACCGUCAAUCUUAAAAAUGGCCAUAUAGCGAGAAUCAACUGUGAUUGAACGAAAGGAUGCUCUGGAGAAAAUAUUUUAUUAUAUUCCACCUUUCAAAGCGAAAUCAACUUUCAUUUUUAACGAAAUAAACGUAGUAUUAGUGUGACCUUGAAAAGUCGAUAUCACUGAACAGUAAAAAUACUUUGAAAUUAUUUAUUAAUAUAAAGAAUUGCAAAAUACUAUUUAUUGAAACUUAUCGCGGAUAUCGUACAAGGUCAGAUGGGUUAAAGAGAAUAAAUAAUAAGAUAAUGGUAUUCUUUCAGGGCAUUUUUUCAAUUCGUUACGAGUUAAGACGCCAAGUUUUUUUUUAAUACAAUAACUCGUACUUUUACUAUCAAUAUUAUCGCGCGGAACUCGUAUAUUUUUAAGCGAGACGCAAAAGUUUAUCGAAUGUAUGGAUUUUCGAUGUAAUUUUACGCGGAACGUCAGAAACGUAUAAUUUAUUAGACACGUUGACUGCCUAACGUGUUUCGAGUUUUGUAUAAUCUGAUCAAUUAAUAAAAGAAUAGACAAACUGUGAACAGCGUUAAUAUUAACAAUAUACACUAACGAAAGCUAAAAUGUGAAAAUUAAUUAAUAUUUUGACUCGUGUCAUAACGCGCAAUAAUUUCCACUACGGCAGUCAAUGCGUUAAUGAAACGUCGUCGAUAUUUAACGUUGAAUACCUUCCACUACGCCGCCAUAGUUCAUGGAGCAAUUGAAGAAAAGGAAGAAACAGAAAAAUCAAUUGAUCGAUCGAUAGAUACCAGUAAAAUUAAGAACGCGACUGCACGGAACGAUGAAUCAUAAUUUUAAUCGCGAACCGAUGAGCUGGAUUUGUUUAUAAUCUCUGGAAGCCAAUUAUACAUUGCGAAAAAUAGAUAAUUGUUAUCUGAAUCACCCACGCAACCGACUAGUGGCGCCAUCAUGGCGGUCGCUUCACGAAAUAUCGCUGCAAUCAUAUUUCGUCAGUAUUCCAUUAUCGAGACUGAUUUUAAUCACAAACACGAACAAUAAUAAACAAAAUUGCACGGGAACUAGGACACAUUAUCGCGAACGUCGAUUCAAAUUAGAUGCGUUGAGCCGUUCAACGAAUUUUACGCGAUUUGAAUGGUCCGACUAGUGGCGCCAUCAUGGCCGCCACUCGACAAAGUAUUCACUCGAUCGUCUUCCGUCCUUCUGGGAGGACCUUACACCGUAUGUGCCUGAUUCGACGGGGUUUAUUGUGUGCGUGUCUCGUCGGUGGCUUCAAGAUGGCUUGCAGGCUGCUGCGCGCCAUGGUGUGAUCCGUUUCGUUCACGGUGCUAACAGUGUUUCCGAAAACUGUUUCGUGAAAAAGAUUCGUUCGUGCUAGGACGACGACGUGACUCGACCGGCUGAUAACUCGGGGUAACCUGGAAAUGUGACGAUCGCUACAAAACCGUGAUGCGCCAUAGUAACCUGCGCAGAGAGGAGACGAGGACGCCAGCGGAGUCUGGGCAGAAACGGAGAUGGAGCAACGGGAGAAAACGAGCGUAGGCGUCGAACGGAGACAACCGAAACUGAGCAAAGAUCGAGCGAGACGCAGAGAUACAGAAGCGGAGAAUUUGUAUCAGAUGCUUCAGAUGGAAUCAUCUUCGGCCGAGGAUCGCCUUCUCGAAGCCAAAGAAGAUUCCACGUCGGUGGAAUCAUCCAGUCCUGGACCGAGCGCACCCAUCGAGAAGUCGGUGGAACCCGAGGAUGUCGAUAUACCAGAGAAGGAGCCGAAUGCGUGUCACGGGCCCAAGGACAGCCAAGGGUUCGUGAAUAUAGAAUCGCGCGAGACUUCGAUCGAGGUCUCGAACCCUCCCGUGCCAGAGGAUCAAUCGAACAUGGGACUGAAGAUGGGAAAACAGAGCAACCAGAGUGAAGGCUCGGUUGCCGCGUCCGAGUCCGCGGAAACGUCGGUCAACCCCGACAAGCCGGACAACGGGGAAGCUUCGGAGUUCGUCACCUCGUCGCCGAUAUGCAGGAAGAGGCCAGCCAACGAUUUCCUGCCGAUCAACGCGGAGAUUAAACGAAUAGAGAUGGAGGUUCCGGAAAACGAGGCGAACCAAGUGAGGAGCGACGUGAGGAGGAUCUCGCCGGUCCUGGUGAGCCUUCGAGAGCGCACCCUGGGCGAGAUAUCCUUGUCCUCGGACUCGUGUCUGUUCGACGACGACGCGAACGGUCGCUGCGUCUCGAGGAACAGCAGCAUCCUCGAGGAUUUGUUGACCGGCGCCUAUAAACUGAACAACAGCACGAACAGCACGCUGAACAACAGCCAGAACGGUAGUCCGACUCUCGACAGCUGCGCUCAAACUGGCAGUGACAAUCCUGCGUCGACGGUGGGAGGCUGUUCGGAUUCGGAGCCCAGGAUCAACGGGGUAACGUCACAGGGUGGUGAACGCACGGAGGAUCCGUUCAUCGACGAGGACUCCUGCUAUUCGCUGCCCCGCGACAGCCCUGGCAGGGACCUGAACUCGUGUCAGCAACCGCCGUGCUCCUGCAACGACGCUUCCUCGUCCGCGCACGACGGUUGCCCUUACGUCCCGAGGUCCCCCAAGAUGCCGACGAAACUGCUAGAUUAUUCGCCGUUUCCUUAUUUAACCGUGACGAUCGAACGCCUGGACUCUCUGACGGAGAGGAAGGACAAGAAGCGGACGAUCGUGAAGAAGAAACCGAAAAGUGCAGCGUGCGACGACGGUGGCACGGAGGCGACUGACUCGAAGAGUACGUCCAAGGAGUCGAGUUUGGUACAGAGGUGUGUUCGCGAGAAGGACCAACCGCAGGAGGAGCACCAAGUAGAUUCUCCCUCGGUAGAACCGUUCUGCGAGAAACUGUGUUCGCCUAAUAUAAAUGCUAUGAAACAAUGCAGAGUGAUCGUGGAAAGAGUAAACUCGCCGAAACCGGUGAGGACCGCGGUGCAGAAGCAUUGUCCGGACAAGGGAGAGCUGAGCCCGAAAGUGGUCGUCAAGCGGUUGGCCGAGGACGAGGAGAUGGUGUUCACCUCUACCCUGUCCGACGAGAGUCUGCUGCCGGUGAACACCUCGAACUCGUCCGAGACAGCCGACUCUUCCGACCAGACUUUGGAGCCUUCCACGGACGUUCCGGAAGCCGUAGACACGGAAACCGAGACUGAGACCGGGUCCGAUAGUUCGGAGGUGACGUCCGUGAACGCACGACUUCGGGGAUGCGACGAUGACACCGUGUCCGACCAGAUAUCUUGCCCAGAAAGCGAAUCCAUGUGCUGCGUUGACAUCAACCCGGAGAUUAUAACCAGGUUGGAACCCGAGAGACCGGAAGCGUUCACGGAGGACUCCGCGGAAAGUCUAGCUCUUGCCGCUGGGGCUCGGGACGAAGUCAGGUCGGACGGUAGCGAUUCUGGCCUGGGAAGCGAGAUACCUGGUGAAUCUGGACCUGCGCCGGCUCCAGAAAGCGAUUCCGAAACUUCUUUCUUGGAUAGGAUACCCGAUGAUAUUCUUUCCGAUAAAGAAAAAGUGGUGAAUCAGUUGGAGUCGAUCGGAGUGGAUGCACCCGGUACCCCGCAGACGCCGUUGACGAACUUCCGGAGUCCGUCGAAGAGCAACUUGAAACGGAGAUUGAUCGACUGCAUGGAAGGUGCACCGAGCCCGAAGAAGAGCAAUACCGAUGAGUCCAUGAAAAAGAAGCGCAACAUUCAGUUCGAUGCUGUAACCGUGUAUUACUUUCCCAGGGCACAGGGUUUUACUUGCGUGCCUUCUCAGGGUGGCAGCACUCUUGGUAUGAGCGCGACGCACACUCACGCCGAACGGUUCUCGUUAUCGGAACACGCUGCCGAACAGAGGCGGAUUCAUCGUGCUAGGCUUGCACAAUUGCGCUCCGAGCGCGCUGCAAAUUGCGUGUCCGAGGCGGCGUCCAGUUCCGAGGAUCCUAGCGACGACACGGACGAAGAACAAAGCGAUAACGAGGAGUUGGAUAUCGAUAGUUAUUAUUUCCUGCAGCCGGUGCCAACGUGGCAAAGACGAGCGUUGCUUCGUGCCGCAGGAGUUCGUCGAAUAGACGCCAUCGAAAAAGACGAGUGUCGCGAUAUUAGAGCUAGCAGAGAACACUGUGGUUGUGGAUGCAAAGGGUAUUGCGAUCCAGAGAGUUGUCCUUGUAGCCGAGCUAAUGUCAAGUGCCAGGUUGAUCGAGCAGGUUUCCCCUGUGGAUGUACUCGAGACGGCUGCGCGAAUAGUACAGGCAGAAUCGAGUUCAAUCCCGUCAGAGUACGAACGCAUUUCAUCCACACGUUAAUGCGGUUAGAGUUGGAGAAAAAGCAUCGGGAAGAAGAGGAGGGUACGGAUCACGAUGCUUCUGACAAUCAGAACGGUAGAAGUCCGUUGAGAGAGAUUAACUUGGGAUCUGUGAUGGAGAAUAGGAACGCGGAAUCGUGUUUGAACGGCGGUGGAUUCACGACGUUACACUAUGAGAGCCACGACGCGAGGGAUGCCGGAACAAAUUGUCAACCAGAGAUAACCGGCACCAGAGAGGAUAGUCUGGAUCUGUACGCUAUCAGAGACGAUUGUUAUCCGAGCGAAGACACUGUCGAUGGUACGCAGGGACCUCAAAGGAAACUUCAUCCUGAAUUUAGUCAAGCUUUUCAAACGUUCACGGGUCAAACCGGUCCCGGUGUUAAUUUUCAACAGCCUACUUAUCAGGAUUACCAGCCUUACGCUAACCUUCCUUCCACGUCUAGGGUGCAAUUUCAGCCACAAUUCCAAACGGUGCCAGGAAAUCCAGGGUUCUCGCAUUACUCGCCUUACGGGCAAGACGCUGGAUCGAUUCAGGGGAACUGCCAAGUCCACUCGGGACAACAUUCUUCCGCCUAUGAGACCAGCUUCGCCCAAGACGAGACAACAGGAUCGCAGUACACGAAUCUGAACUCGGUGCAGCCGAUGAACACUGUGGUUCAACAAAUGGGUAAACUAGAACCGUUCUCGGAACUCUUGUCUGCCAGAUAUUCGUACUACGGUGAAAUGGAGCCGCAAGCGCACGGUACUUAUCACGGGAACGGAACCAAGGUCGACGUCGAGAAGAAUCAUCAAGGUAACGAGCAACAAUCGGAGAGUACGGAGGAGUGCGACGAAAACUUCGGGGAGAUCAUCAAGAAGUCGAUGGUCGAGACUGUAUCCGCUUAAGGUCGAACUGUCUGUAGAUAUGUCGAAGACCGUGUACGCGACUCCGUCAAAACAGUUUUUUCACCCGUAGUGAAACAUAGUGUAAUGUCAGCGGGUUUAAAAGCUUCGUUGAAAAACCUCGCGGUGAAUGUAACGGGGAAAGAGGACUGUCUCGAGACAAAGACACGAAGAAAAAGGAGGUGCCGCGGUACUUUGACUGCGUCCUUCCUUGCGUUAGAUAAAUCCGAGUAAAUUGUUCGCGUGGUUUUCGAAAAGAACUUCGAAAGGAAAGUCUCCUCGAGAAUCACGGUUAACCACGACGCGACUCUCGUGGAUGUCGUUAAGAGAAUUGUAACGACACGUGCGUCCGCCCGGGAUGAAAGUUUCCGGACAUCGUCCUCCGCGUUGGCGAAGACGAUGUUCUCGAAACGACGCGAAGAGAAUCCUGGGCCGCCGAUUCGGUGGAGGAUUUUCAGGGGCAGGUCUUCGUCGAAAAUCUUCAUGAACUUGCCAGCGACUAGGAUUCGGUAACGGCCAGUUACGGAACAAAUUCAACGAGGUUGUGACCAAAAAAACCAACAACAUGGGAUCAGCUUAGAUUGCAGUUUAUAAUAUUUAACUUUAAUACUUUAAUCUAAGAUCGCGGUUCUCGCGUCUCUCUUUAUAAAAAACAAUGUUUCGGAUCCGUGCGACAGCGGCGAUGGCGGAAACACGUAUUUCGUUGCAACAGCGAGACCGGAAGCGUUCGUUUCGCUGUUGCAAAAAGGAAGGAUGGCAUAUUCAACACGCAAAACACGCAUUUGUACACGGAACGUGAGCGAUUGUGAUACCUGAAGUGGUUUGUCAGGAUCAUCGUGUAGGUUAAGGAAUAAAUUAUGGGACUUUUUUAUGCCAGUUAGUAGGGGAUCAAGUUCGAACGGUUUUCGUUUUUUAACGGUCAAUGGUAAGCGAGGAAAGGGAACAGACCUUUCCCGCGUUGUACGAACACUCGUGUUUUUCAAUGUUUGAGAGAAAUAUUGAUUGAUAUACCAAGCGCACGCUGUCUACAGAACACACGAAGUUCAGUCCUUGUAUAUUUUUCUUUUCGUUCUUCAUUCACGUGGCACCUUGAAAUUGCAAUCCUUUUUAAUACCAUGCAUAUAAAUUUCUCGAGAACUCCUGUGCCCGAACGAUCAACGGCUCAACUUUGUUCUUCGAUCGCAAUUUCAAGGUAAACCUUAACGUCAGCGAAUGAAAAGAAAAAACCCGCGCGAAUGUUUAUUUUCGAUUUUGAAUUGCCGAACGAUAAAUGAAGUCUGAUAAAAAAAAGCAGAAGUUUGCCUUGUUCGGUGAUUCCUUCGCACAUCCAUCGUUAUUCACCUUGUAGAUUUUCAGACACAGACCUCUUUAGCAUCCCGGGACGUUGAUCGCUAAUACCCACGAUUAAUUGAAAUAUUACAUUUAAGGAUACAAUGAUAACGACGAUAGUAUUAAAUUUAUACAUACUUACUGGACGUGUCAACUCUUGACCGCAUUCUGACGUUCUUCUAUAUCCGUGUUUUUUACACUGUGUUCAUCGUCGCUGAAUUGGUGCCUGAAUCGUUACGUUUGUUAUCGAUGUACAAUGAUAACGAAAAUCUCAUUUUCUCCCGGAUAAUAGAAGAAACGAAAGAGGUCACGGAUUUAAAACGUCGACAAGUUGCGAAGGAUGUGACACCUCCGUCUAACAUAAAUACAUAUAUAAACUACACGUAUGUAAGUAACUUUUAGAGUAUUUGAGUAAAAAAAAAGGCAUACAUA